Messenger RNA from Notodromas monacha, 822 nucleotides. The record is from the annotation of a GenBank genome assembly. NCBI's taxonomy places the organism in Eukaryota, Metazoa, Arthropoda, Ostracoda, Podocopida, Cyprididae.
AUGGAAAGAUUCAGUCGCGUUUUUCCUGACCUGGAAAGCGUUUUUGUCCGUGGAGCCACGAGUAACUACCAGAUGGCGUACCUUCUCGAGCGUUGCAAGUUGCGCUGCUUCAAGUCGAAUCACUUGGACGGAUUGGUGAACGAAGGUCUGGUGAGUCGCUGGUCAUCGCUGAGGCAAAUCAAUCUCCGAGUCCCUGGAUUAGACGUCGAUCUCACUGCAGUUGCGACUUAUUGCCCAAAUAUUGAAGAAAUGCGAAUUGACAACGGCAUGUUCGUUCUUGGCUCCAUAAUCGGGUCCUCGCUAAUUUCAAAUCAAGAACAGUUUCCGUGCUUGAAGCGACUGGGAUUGAACACUCCGCUGCCGAUUGGAGAACACGAAUCGUCUUACAUAUUCUUGCCGCCGGCUGUGAUUGCGUUCAUUUUGUCAAGGGCGCCUCUGUUGGAAUGUGCCGACUUUGGCUACUGCUCCGCCAUUUACGACACCGACGUGGAACGGAUGUUGCAGGACGCCGGGGCGUCCCGUGUGCAGCGGCUCACACUUCGGGGCGCCUACAGGUUGAGCAACGAAGCAGUCAUGAAGUUGAUCCAAGGGUUUCCUGAACUCAAAAUGAUGGCUAUGAAGAUUUUACCCAGGGACCGACUGGUGGAAAUGGAAAAGCUCAAGACUUGUCUCAAAGAGCAAAACGCUGACGUGACACUCUUGACUUACGGCAAUUACUGAAGUAGAAAAUUAUUUGAUCACCAGGAUCGAUUUAUUUGUACUGUAUUAUGAUUCAACCAAAACUUUCAUGCGUUCUUUUGAUAAAAAAGAAAAUGAUGUGCC